GAAAACAGGGGGAAAUGAGCAUAUCACUUCAAGAAUUUCGACUCAUCGAACAAGCCAGAGAGAGAGUUAACACUAUUACUCUCCUCAAACACGCCAAUAGGCAUACAAACCAUAAACAAAGCUACACAUAAUUAGGGCCCCACUCUCUGACUGAGAAGACUCUUGUGUCCCCUUUCUCCCAUAUUAUUUCCCCACUACUUCCUCCUCUCCUACUUCUAUUCCCUUCCUCACUUUUUUCUCUGCUUAUACUAUCAUUAAUUCUCUCUCUGUUUUGCCAACUUAUUCUGGAGAAGAAAAAAAAAACAUGAAGUUAUUCAAUUGGGUUCAUAAACGGUUUCAUCAUGAUCCCCUCCCAAAGGAUCACGAGUACUUUGCUCGAAAAGUGGAAAAGAGUGGUGAUGAUGAAUUACUUCAUCAUAGCAAUGAUAAGGACACUCAAGCAUUACUGAAAAAAGUUGUCCUAAUCGAUGCACUUGAUGGUUGGAAAGAUGGCAUUUUAGCAAUAGGGACGUUUGGUUUUGAUCCUCGAAAACCAUUGAACCAGCAAUGUUAUUCACAGAAAGAGUAUCUGGUUCUGGAAAGCGAGGAGGAAGAAGACAAGGAUGAAGAAUUUUCAGUUGAUGAUGUUGAAGACAGUAGUCAUGAUAGUGAUGUUGAUGAAGAAGACAGCAUGAGCGAUGAGACUUGUGCCGAGGAUGAAGAAGAAGUAAACCCUUUGAUGUUCUCAGCUCUUGGACUUGGACACAGUUUUAAUAAAGAUAAUAAUAAUAAGGAUGUUGUAGCCUCUGAUCAGAAAAUUGACGAAGACCAUCAUGAUCGUGUUCUUCUGUCAUCACUUGAUAAUGGUAGUGUUUCUGUGGCUUCGAAAGAUGAAGAGAAGAAGAAAGUUGGAAGAACAACGCUGGCCGACUUGUUCUUGGCCGAUGGUGAUGUUAAAAUGAAGAAUAGUAUUGAUUCUGGGAAAGUUUUGGCUGACCAUCAUCAUGAAGAGACCAUUAAUAAGAAAAUGAAUAAUGUUCGAACCAAGAAAAGCCUCUCUUUUGCUAAGAAACUCAUUCCUCGAGUCAAGGAAGAGAAAAGUCCAAUUAAGAAUCUACAACGAAUGAUGCGGAGGAUGUUGAAGAGGAAGAUCCAUCCUGAGGCACUUGAUGGGAAGGUCAACAAAUCAGAGGGUCAGAAAGGUCAACAACUUGUCGCCAACACGCCAAAGAAAGCCUCCGAAUCAGUGUCUUUGCUCGCAAUGCAAGGUUUAACAAUCUGAGCUGUGAGAGAUUACUGCAUGGAUUUCUUGCUAGCAUAAUUGAUCAUGGAUUAACUAUUGUCGUUGCUAUUAAGUAACUCAUCUACAGUGGGGGGCGAUUAUAACUAGGCUUUAAUAUAAAUGUAUAUUUAUAUAUGAAACCGUACUUUGGAAGCAUGUGUGAUUAAUUAUAUAUGAUAUUAUGUUUUUUUUUGGAACAUAAUUGUGAUAUUAUGUUUAUUUGUAAUAAUUUUUCUGAAUGUUUUUGGCAUUUUGAAAUUUAUCAUAUUUAUUGUUGAUUAUUAUGAUUGCAAUUAAAGUUGUGUCGUUUUUGACAGC
This is a messenger RNA of Cannabis sativa, 1579 nucleotides long. Its product is annotated as protein TILLER ANGLE CONTROL 1. Gene Ontology annotation, biological process: morphogenesis of a branching structure. The transcript is spliced from 5 exons. Bases 305 to 1261 code for a protein of 318 amino acids. The record is from RefSeq and is a predicted model, not a curated record. Lineage: Eukaryota; Viridiplantae; Streptophyta; Magnoliopsida; Rosales; Cannabaceae.